Molecule: messenger RNA, 4269 nt
Organism: Colletotrichum lupini
Lineage: Eukaryota; Fungi; Ascomycota; Sordariomycetes; Glomerellales; Glomerellaceae
Exons: 15
Coding region: 1-4269 (1422 amino acids)
Source: RefSeq, a predicted model, not a curated record
AUGGAAGAUACUGAUCGUAGUCACGCCCCUCUCUCCAUAGACCCCAUCACUGAAGCGGAGGAGACUCACCUGCUUGGCUCGGAAAGACGGGAUGGCAAGUCUUCGUCCUCACCUCCAGACAACUUUCUUUCAUCUUCAACUCCCCGAAAGAAUGGCUAUGAGCCAAUGACACCUAGUGUCGACAUGGACCAUUCGACCCUCAACGGCGCCGCACAUAACCAGAGCACCGCCCCAUCUCAACCUGACAAGUCAAGCUUCUACGGAAGAGACCCCUUUGGUAUCUCAGUGGAGGGAUCUAUCAACCAAGUCUCCUUCGCACGUGUUCCCGUUGGUUCGAAAACUAGCUCGCCCGCCACACCUCGUUCCAACAAAGGCCUUCUGGGCUCACCAAAGCCUGAACCUGCUUCACCACGAACAACAGAACGCCGCGCCGCACCUUUAUCACCCGAAUCGGAACAGGACACCAUCUCGCCUCUGCAGUCACCUUGGUCGUCACCGGACGGGAAACGCAGAGCAAGUUCAAAGCGCAAAAUAUCAAUGGCGUGGGACGAUCCGCCAAAGUCCUCAAAGCCAUGGCCUCUCAUAGAGGCGGAGGAGAUGGGGGACCUAGGUCAAGCAACUCCAGGCAAAGAUGAGAGUCAGCAACAGGCCAGGCCGCCGCAGUCGACUUCUGGUCAAAGUUCGACGAGACGGGAUGAGAAUUCUCUUGAAGAGCCUGAUCCAAUGGAUGACGAGGAGGCCUUGUAUAAGAGAUUCAGUAAGCCGUGCCCCGUAUAUCUGACCUAUGUCGAGAAGCAGCAUAACUGGCUAUCGAUAUCCAUCUUGAUUCUUUCGUUCUACUCCACAGGACUGAGCUGCCUCUGGCUCGUUGUGGCUAUUGUACAGCCACGCUGGGGUCCUCAAAUCUCAUCAAGCGGUGGCAUCCUCCCGUCGACAGCGUCUUUGGUAUGCGCAAUGUUUGCCAAGACGAUUGAAAUAUCUUUCGUGACUGUAUUUGUCACCUUUAUCGGCCAGGUAUUGACACGUCGCGCAUUUGUGAGGAGGUCAGAGGGCAUGACCUUGGCUGAGAUGACCAUGAGGAAUUGGGUUAUUCAACCUGGAUUCCUGAUCACGCACUGGGAGACGCUGCCGUACGCUGGUAUGACCAUUCUCGGAGUGGUGUCUCUUGUUGCCACCAUUGCUUCAACGUUUUAUACGACUGCGUCAGACGCCAUGAUCACACCAAAGCUUAAAUUUGGCGACUGGGAGACGAAGACAUUGAGCGGCUAUGUUCUGGCGUCCUACAUGAACCCGCCUUUUGCCCGUGAAACCUGCCCGACACCACUACGAGAUAGUGACCCAUUGGGUGUUGAUGUUGCUGGAAAUGCUUGCCUGGAAGUGCAAUAUGCUGGCCAAUCAUAUCGCAACUUGGUCUCGUUCCUAGGUGAUUGGGAGUCCAUCAAUCGCAACGGAACAAGCGAUACCGUUGAUGUUCAACACCGCCCUGUAGGAUCGGCUUUGUUGUACGACAACACAACGCUCACCUCUGCUUGGAUUGAGACGACCUAUAGCAACACGACUGAACAAUACGAGCGCUUCAACAGGAUAAUCAACAAUGUGACGCUCGCAAUUCCCCAUCCGAGUGUCUACGAUGCAGCAACAAAUCCAGUCAACAAGAUUCUCCAGCCAAAUGACUUGUCGGGUGUAGGAGAGUACGGCAUUAGAGCGAGUGUGGUCUCGCCCGCACUGAACGUCAUGUGUGUCAACAUGUCUCCAGAGGAACUGGAGCCACUGGUCUAUACAGAGUGGCCCAUUGGGAAGGUUUUGUACGACGACACGACAGUUCCAGGACAGAGAACCGGGAAAUUGGAUUGGGAGAAGUAUGUUCCCGUCGCUUCGGAAACGGAGUGGCUAAAUCGAACGUCGGUGGAUGAGAUCUUUCGCUGGGGCCAAGACUAUGGGCGACGGCCGCCGGUGUUCCCGCUUUAUCCUGCGGACUACAACAUGAUAACCAACACAUCGGUGGAGAGCGACGCGAUUUACAUCCUCACAAAGUCGGCGUCCAUCACAGAUUAUACCCUUUGUGAGAUGAGAUCAUGGGUGUCACCCAACUGCUCAACCCACUUCAACAUCUCGGGCACCGCAGGAGCGCACAUGCAAGCACACUGCGAUGACCCCGAUGAUACAGACAGCUACACCAACGUCCACACCGAAGUCACGGAAUCCACCCCCAACAUUGCGGAUCAAUGGCGUCUGUCAAUGGACAUCAACGGCGGUGCGCAAAACAACAACGCCUCCAACGCCCGCAUCCUCACCCAAUUCGUCCUCCAAGAGCCGCAGCUCAACCCCCUCCUCCCCUCUAUAGCCGAAGCCCUCGCCGUCUACGCCUCGUCAACCCUCAUCAUCGGCGGUCUCAACACCCCCUUUGAACACUACUGGCGCCACGAAAAGAUGCAGCUCGGCGCGCCGGGCAGCCUGGACCCGUUCAACGCCUCGAUCCGCACGCAGGAGUACACGUCGGGCCACAGCGCCGAGUGGCAAAAGUGCUUCUACCUCGUCCUCGCCCUCGUCUUCGUCAUCAACGUGAUUUGCCUCGCCUACCUCCUCUCCCGGUCCGGCCUGGUGACGGACUUUACUGAGCCGCAGAAUCUGUUUGCGCUGGCUGUCAACUCGCCGCCGAGCGAGCAGCUCAAGGGCAGCUGCGGCGGCGGGCCGGUGAAGAGGGAUCUGGUUGUGCCGUGGCGGGUUGGUUACACGAGCGGUGCGAAUCACUACUUUUUCGAAGAGGCUAACGACAGGCCGUGGCGUGGCAAGUAUUCCAAGCAGGACUUGUCUGCUGACACGGGGUACAACGGACAGGAGCGGACAUCCGUACGGCAACAUCAUCUCUCGUCCGUUGAGGUGUAUUGUACUCCGUACCGAAAUGGACUCUGCAACUCGGUCGUCACAACUUGUUAUUUCCACGCAAAUUUGGGGGGCAUUAAUCGCACACGCCCAUCGGGCCGGACAAGGUGGUGCCCGGCAAUCGACGGCGUUCGAGAAAAGGAGGCUGUGCAAAACGUCCUCCCAAACUUGAACACUGCUUGGGGGUUAUCCACCAAUUUGCCUCUCGCCUCGCUUCCCUUUCCUAUCCACAAUUAUUUCGUCGCUGCCAAGUACGGAUAUCUCACCCUGCAGCUGGCUGUAGAUCCCUCCUGCAACAGCUACAUCACCUACCUCAUCCGUUCUUUCUGCUAUCUGCGAAUAUUCGUCCUUACUUCACAUACGCAGAGGAGACUUGGUUGCAUCUCGUGCACCGCCCACUGCAUCAACUACCCUCUCUUCCCAUCAGUCGGCCCUUGGUCUUGGCAUCCACAUAGCGACAUUGGCAUCCCAUCACACUCAAUCUUCCCGACGUUGCGAGGCAGUCUACCCAUUCCAGAUUUAUACACAGUCGGCAUCUCGCCCGCACCCAAACAACAAAGGAGGUCCAAGAGCCUUAAAAACGAGGGUGAUCAAAAGGGGGCCAAGCUAAAACGGACCGCCACCAAAGCAAUUCCGCUUGCAACAUUCCUUUCCCCGCCCAAUCUCUCUCCCUUUAUUGAGGAAUGCCAGCCCUUCAACUUUGGCAUCAUCAACAUCUGCGUCCCGGCUCUUGCGAUUGAAGCCCAGCCGACCGGAGCCAACAAGAGCGUCCAGCAUCGACACGAUCAGCCUCGCUCCUCGUCCGGUAUUCCCGAGCCCGAGAGAGUAGGACAAACUCCGCCGGCAAUAAAGCUCGACUUACUACGCCAGAACCAAGGGCCGGACCCAGGAAAUCCCGCCCGACGGCAGCCGGUCUCCCCUUCCGGCCUCCGGCGCCCGGUCGCCGCUGCCGCCCCGGACACCUCUCGUCCGUCAUACAACCUAUCUUGCAUGCUUCAGCGCCGGCCUCCUUCCCGGUCAUUACCAGACCUAAGUGCCGAUGUGCGGAAUGCUCUCUCAGCACCAAAGCACGACGAUGUCAACUACCGCCACAGCUUCUGGACCCGCUGCCGCUGCUGCCGUCGUUCACGGAGCGCCAUCGACCUGCUCCGUAGAGUGGUUCUCGUACCGCUAGCCGACUUAUUCUGGUUCCUCGAGGAAGCAGCUGAGUCUGUGCCGCCCGUCAUCCCAGCGCUCAUCUCUUGCAUAUUUCUGUUGGUGGCACUGCCGAUGCUGAUUGCAAGAUUCCAAGAGAGCUUUCAGAGAUGGCUUGGAUUCGAGGGAUGGAGCGAACGGAUGAAACCCAGGACAUACCCAGAUUUUGUAUUUCUACAUUUCUCUACAUAG